CCCCUGCGUCUAUCGAGCCGGAGGGGAGGGGAGCCGGAGAAAACGAAAAAAAAAAUCCCCGAUCCACGCCAAACCCUAGUCGCCGAUGAUGGACGGCCGACGGCGGCGCGGCGGAAGCCCGGACCUUUCCUACGUAGAUUCGGCGGGCAUCGUCCGCAACAGAUCCGUGAUUCUGGGCACCAUCCACGGCUACUACAAGGAGGCGCUCGAUGCGCUGCCGCUGGAGGACAUGUCGGAGCUUGCCCCGCGCCUCCUCGACGCUGGCGUCUGCUUCGGCUUCGCCGACACUAUCACCAACAUUAUCGCCAACACCCUCUGCUUCCUCCCCGACAAGGAUGGCGAGCCUGAGCCCGACGGCGCAAAGAAGCGCAAGCGGAAGAUGAUGACGAAGACCAAGGCGUCAGCGAUAGCGAGGGAGGAGGUCCUCUCCGAGAUCGUCGCCGGCGACGUCCCCUCCCCUCCGGAGGCACGAACCAUCGCAGAGCGAUCGCUGGAGGGCCUGAUCACCUUCCUGACAUCUUAUUUCUACUACCUCCCCACCUGGGAUGCGCUGCGCUACUUGUGCCUGGCCAACGCCGACCUCCUCGUCGCAGUCCGCCUCAUCGAGCUCGACCGCUGCUACCACAACAAGGAUGAAUUCCACAUCCGCUCAUACGCGGUCAAGACUGCUCUCAAAUACGCAGCAUUGUCGGCAAGGCAGCCCAAUGUCGACGACUUCUGCACCAGUUCGUUUUCGCUAGCGUCUCAUCUCAAAUUGAUCACCCAGACUGUGCUACCAAAUCGCAGCUGCCGACUCUCCACUGAACAAAUCUACUGGUUGUCCGGAACGCUGAAGAAGCCGCUCAAGCUUAAGAAGUCGGGCAACCCAAUGGUUCUUGCUGAUGAACGGGUUCAUAACUGCCACAGCCAUGCAAGCGGCGAGAAGGUGCCGGGUGGGCUCACAAUAUCGCUCCGGGUUGUUCUUCUGGACAGAAUUCAUGCUCAGUAUCUCAAAGCAGUUUCUCGGCUACCCAUGCAAGAUGUUCGGGUUCGUUACCACCGCGGCCUCGUCAACGCCGGUUACUGCUAUGGUCCGUUCAAUCCUGUGUCCAACAUCAUUGUCAACACCAUCUGGUGCAGCACUGCCUUCCCUGCUUCGGAAGAAUUUGAGGUGGAUAUGAUCUGCACCUCGACCUUUGUACGUGUGGAGUCUCGGUCCCUUAGUGGCCUCAUCAAGCUGUUGCUUGCAUGCAUUCCUGAGAUAUCCGAGCACGAGGCUAUGGUUUAUUUGCUAAAGAAUAAUCUUAAAGUCCGCAAAGCAAUCCGGAUGGCAAGAAUGGAAGGUUGUGAUAUAUCCAGCUGGGAUGUUAGUGCCUACAAGGCUGCAGCGGAUGCAUCGUUUCAUCCUGAACUUGAAGCUUAUGUAGAGUUUGCCACGCAAUCCCUACCUUUGGUGCAGUCUGCUGUCAAGUCACUGCUGCAAGCUUCUAACUCACUUUCCUCCAGCAAGGUUCUUCAACUUUCCAUGCUACUGUCUCCUUCAAAUUGCAACCCUGCUAAACCUUUGGAAGCAACUAUUGAGCUGUCUAACGAUGCAUUGGAGAUGUUCACGAGGUUCAAGGAAAAUUUUAUCAGUCAACAGACUUUCUUUCGCAGAAAGGUUGAAGCUGCAUUGAGGAACAAGGGAUAUUUCUAUGAACUUCGUGUUAUCUGUGUUGCAAAUGAGCGUGUAGGCCGCCAAAAAAGCUUCCUGGACUUCAAAUGUCCAUAUUCACAUGUAAACUUCUUGGCAAGCCCAAAAGUUGGAACCGGUCUUAAGUUAUUUUUUGCUGAGUUCGGUAAUGAUGAUGAUGAUGAUGAUCAGUCCUCUUGCUGCAUUGUGUCAAACAAAUCAAUACACAUUCGUUGCUGUUAUUGUGAGUAUGAAGGGACCAGGAUUGUGCAUCCGGUUGAGAACUACUGCGGCGGUGACGUGGACUUUGCGAAAAUGGCUCGCGGCGAGCAUGAUAUCACCAAUGCAAGGAUCAUCAGUGGUGGAAAGUUGGCAAUCAGUAGAGUAGGCAUGUGCGGUGAGGAUUAUAUCUAUUUUGAUCCUACCCGAGACAUUAAGCUCAUCCAAGGCAUGAACCAAACUGCUUCGACGGCGAAUGCAAGCUGGAGUGACAUCGAGAGGAUAGCUCAGACAUAUGUAUUCUGAUGUCCUUCUGUUUUUAUGAAGAUGCUUUUUUGGAAUGUAGUUCUGUGUGAAUUGGGUGGUCAUUCAUGAUACACUGCAAUGAUACGGCAGAAAAUGAGUUUCAGGAUGUAUACCGCUGUCCUUUAUUGGUAUAAAGAUGCCUUUUCUUGUAAUUUUGCGUGAGUUGGGAUAUUCAGAUAUUUUGGUAUAGUGGUGGUUUGCUUUCACAAAGGUAGCUUCUCUCUUGCUUGUACUUCCCGCUACAUCUCAAGGCACAGUGUUAAGUUCAGAUAAUAGUCUUUCCCCGCUAAAUGUUCUCUGGUACUUUGGUUGUUGAGUUGAGGGAUUGGUUGUGCUACUUGUAGGAUACCACAAUGAUAUUUGAUUUUUCUUUUUCUCCUCCAUUA
Molecule: messenger RNA, 2562 nt
Organism: Phragmites australis (common reed)
Lineage: Eukaryota; Viridiplantae; Streptophyta; Magnoliopsida; Poales; Poaceae
Exons: 3
Coding region: 86-2176 (696 amino acids)
Source: RefSeq, a predicted model, not a curated record